AUGUGCAGUCGAAAACGAUCCGAAGCUCAAGCUCAAGCAAAAUCUCUACCAGAACAUCCGCUUCAAAGGCAGCGAUAUUCACAUUCACAUUCACAAUCAAGGAUCCCAUUACAAAUUGUAUCCAAUCCCAGCUCAUUUUUAAAUUCAUCGGAUCACACAUUCUCGAAACGUAGGAAACUUGACCUACAAAACCCGAAAAGCAUGGCUGCCAUUAUAAAAACUGUAUACACAGAUACAAACACACAAAUUGAUGAAUUGACCCGGAUGAAGUAUGAAAAAUUGAAUGAACUUGAUAAGAUUAAAAGCCAAACUUGGAAACUUCAAAGCCAAAUUCCUGAUUUAGAAUUAAAGUUGGAUAAAGUCAGGUCAGAAAUGGAACGAGUAAAAUCCAAAUUUAAUUUUAUUGAGCGUCAGAUUAUUGGACUGAACUCAUUGAAAUCACAGAAAGUUGAAAGCUUGAAAAAAUCAAUUAGUAUAUUUAAAAACACAAUGAAAGAGAAGUUUGAUGACAAAGUGAAUUCUUUGAAUGUCAAAUAUGAGGAAAAGAUCACUAAAAUUAUUCAAGAUGGUAUCGAGUCUUUCAAGGCUAAGGAAAAAAAACUAAAGGAUGAAAUAAAGGAUUUGAAAGAUGAACUGGGUAGCUAUUCCUCUGAUGUUUUACAAAUUGAUAAAAAAAAACUUGAUAAGGAGCUACGGCAAGAGCUGGAUAAUUAUACCAAAACUGAAAAUAUAGAUAUUAGGCGAAUUAAAAGUGAAUGCAAUGAGUUAACCUUGAAAAUUGAAGACCUGUUUGUCGAUAUCAAGACCUUGCAUGACAAAUACGAAACUCAAACUCAAUCUAAACUUGAAAGCCUCAAAACCAUUAGUAACGACUUGUUAAUCCAGCAUGAAGAAAUACAAAUCCAGGAACGUGCCUUAAAUAGUAAAAUGAAUGAGCUGAAUACAACGAAAGACGGUGAAUGUAAUAAGCUCUUGAAGUUAAAAGGUCAAUGCCGGCAGUAUAAACAAGAUAUUGAAUCUUUUCAUGAACAAGUAAAAAAAGAAGAGCAUUACAGAAGAUUCUUGCAUAAUCAGUUACAGGAAAUGAAAGGAAAUAUUAGAGUCUUUUGUCGUUUGAAACCUGAACCAAAACACCAAAAUGAAAUGUUUAAUUAUCAAAUCAGAUCCAUGUUAGAUACUUCCAAUUUCAAAGAAACUCUGCUAAUCACAGAACCCAAAACUGCCAAUAGUAAUGGGAAUAAAUCGAGAGUACUUAAACAAGCUAAGACAUAUACCUUUAGUUUUGAUAAAGUAUUUGACGAGAAUGCCACAAAUGGUGAUAUAUUUGAAGAAAUCUCGCAGCUUGUCCAAAGCUCACUUGAUGGAUUCAAUGUAUGUAUUUUCACAUAUGGACAAACAGGUUCUGGUAAAACAUUUACAAUGAGUAAUUCUAUUGAUGGGUUGAUCCCGAGUUCAAUUAAACUAAUGUUUGAAAGGCUGAAUACGUUGAAUUUUAUAGACAAGCAUUAUCAUUUAUACGGUCAAUUUUUUGAAAUUUAUGGUGAUGAUACAAAUGACUUGAUAGAAGAUGGAUUUUUGCAUAUUAAUAAUAAUGAUGAAUUGGUAGGGCUAGAUAAUGAUCGCCUUGAAAAUAUUAAAAUGAUCAAGUUGUAUUCUACCGAACAAAUUGAAGGACUACUAAAACAUGCAAGUGAAAAACGUGCUACUGCGUCAACAAUGGCAAAUGAUGUUUCAUCGAGAUCACAUUCAAUCUUCAAAGUUUAUAUAAUAUCAUAUAACGAAACAUUGCAAAAAUAUGAGAAUAUUGGGAUUUUGAAUCUAGUUGAUUUAGCCGGUUCUGAAAGACUAUCACAUUCUCAAGUAUCUGGCAUUAGAUUGAAGGAGACCUUAGCAAUAAAUAAGUCUUUGAGUGCAUUAGGUGAUGUUAUUGCUAACUUAAAGGGUAAAUCAUCGCACAUACCGUACAGGAACUCAAAACUAACACAUGUUCUCAAAGAUUCGUUAGGGGGUGACUCGAAAACCUUGAUGUUUGUUAAUAUAAGUUGCUUGAAUUCUCACUUUAAUGAAUCUCUUAGUUCAUUGAGAUUUGCAAGUAAAGUAAACAACACUGUACUGAGGAAGUAA
This is a messenger RNA of Pichia kudriavzevii, 2124 nucleotides long. RefSeq lists its product as uncharacterized. The transcript has a single exon. Gene Ontology annotation, molecular function: ATP binding; microtubule binding; microtubule motor activity. The record is from RefSeq and is a predicted model, not a curated record. Gene Ontology annotation, biological process: microtubule-based movement. Lineage: Eukaryota; Fungi; Ascomycota; Pichiomycetes; Pichiales; Pichiaceae. The coding region runs from base 1 to 2124 and encodes 707 amino acids.